Molecule: messenger RNA, 1507 nt
Organism: Helianthus annuus (common sunflower)
Lineage: Eukaryota; Viridiplantae; Streptophyta; Magnoliopsida; Asterales; Asteraceae
Product: ankyrin repeat-containing protein ITN1
Exons: 2
Coding region: 15-1355 (446 amino acids)
Cellular component (GO): plasma membrane
Molecular function (GO): protein phosphatase regulator activity; protein phosphatase 1 binding
Source: RefSeq, a predicted model, not a curated record
ACCAUUCACCAAAUAUGGAAACAAAGCUCUAUGAAGCAUCAUUAACAGGCAAUGUUCAAGCACUCAAUGCACUUCUCCAUCAAGAUCAACUCAUCCUUGACAGACUCUCACUAACCGGAUUCAAUGAAUCCCCCCUCCACAUCGCUGCCAUGCGCGGCCACCACCAGUUCGCCCUCCUACUUCUGACCCAAAAGCCAAAGCUUGCGGUAGCCUUGGAUUCCCAAAGGCGAACCCCGCUCCACCUGGCCUCUGCCAACGGUUACCUAGAGAUGGUCCAGGAACUUGUACGCGUAGGGGGGCGCGACGUGUGUUGUUUUCGGGAUCAAGAUGGCUUCACCCCUCUUCAUUUGGCAGCUAUGAAUGAACAUCUGGAAGUAGUUAAGGCACUGGUUCAGGCAAACCCGGACGCGGCUAAGGAAAUUACAGAAACUGGAGAGACCAUUUUGCAUGUGUGUGUUAGUUAUAACCGUAUGGAGUCAUUGAAAGUGUUGAUGGUAUUGUGGAAUGAAGAAGAGUUGGCAAAGAUCACAGAUCAUAGUGGAAACACCCUUUUGCAUGCUGCUGCUAUCAAUAAACAGACACGGAUUCUAAAUUUUUUGCUCAGGAUACAAAGCAUCAAAGAUAAUGGAAAUGUGGUAAACAAACAUGGAUUAACCGCACUAGACGUUUUGGAUCAAUGUCCCCGAGAUGUCAAAUCGCUAGAAACGCGACAAGUUCUAAUGGAAGCAGGUGUUUUGAGAGCAAAUGACCUUAGACCAUCUAUCCCCAAACAAUUAACGAAAUCCUCACGCAACAAACGAAAAGGGUUCCUUUCAAGAACAUGGGCUCGGUAUGUGAACAAUGACCACCACUGGAUCGAAAAGCAACGUGGGAUUCUAAUAGUUGCUGCUUUAGUGGUGGCGGCGAUGUCAUUCUACUCGGGGAUCAACCCUCCAAGCAAGGUUCUUCCAAACAACACAAAUGGUCGAUUUUCGUAUCAAUCAGAGAUGGAUGAUUUCAAUCAAUUUAUUGUAAUUAAUUUGUUCACUAUGAUAACUUCAUUGGCCAUAGUCCUUGUGUUGAUUAGUGGAUUACCAUUGAGCAACAAGUUCUUGAUAUGGUUGCUCACUGUUGGUACCCUUUUCAUUAUGGUGACCAUGGUGGCAAAUUAUUGGGAUUCACUGAGUAAUUUCGGACCAGAUGGGUAUGUGGACUUGACGGUUGUUUGGACUUGUUUGGUAAUGAUUCUCAUUUGCGGGGUGAUUGCGUUGAUUCAUACCAUCUUUUUCGUGACUUGGGUGGUGAUAAAGUUGUUAAAGUGCGGCAUGCCUGAGACACACAGAAAAGGGAACCAGGAUGAUGCAGGUGAAGUUUGAUGUUGUUGUAUAGUUUGUCAUGAGUUUGAUCAUCAAAGUGCAUUUUAUGUGUUUAGUGUUUUUGUAUAAUCAAUGUAAUUUAUGUGUUUAACAUUUGUAUAUUUGAUGUAAUUUGUUUCUUUCAACAUAGCCUUUGUUUUUUUUUUCUUGCA